Molecule: messenger RNA, 5306 nt
Organism: Danio aesculapii
Lineage: Eukaryota; Metazoa; Chordata; Actinopteri; Cypriniformes; Danionidae
Gene: zc3h4
Product: zinc finger CCCH-type containing 4
Exons: 14
Coding region: 221-4225 (1334 amino acids)
Biological process (GO): negative regulation of DNA-templated transcription
Cellular component (GO): nucleus
Molecular function (GO): metal ion binding; RNA binding
Source: RefSeq, a predicted model, not a curated record
AGAAGCGUCGCCAUUUUAAGAGAAUGAGUUUCAUUUCACAUCGCAACUGUAGGACGGAGAACCUCAGGAACGUUUUCAACCUGUUUCUCUUUUAAACUGUUAGUGGGGAAUUGACUACAAUGAACUGAAUCUCUUCCUAAUGCCAAUCAACAAGUAGAUCAAAGUCAAGUAACGCAUAAGACAGUUGAUUUUUUGCACUGAAUGUAGUACGUUAGAGGAAAUGGCUGUGGAAAGCAUGACUGUCCAUCCAAACUCCCCAACAGCCAACCACGAACACAACAGCCUUCUCACUGACGAAAGGCAAGAAGAUGGGGAAUUGGAAGAAGGUGAGUUGGAGGAUGAUGGUGGAGAGGCAGAGGUGCCCAGUGGAGAGGUGGCUGAUCCCCAGGAUAAACCUCGCCACAGCAAGGAGCACCAUGCCAGUGAAUCAAACGAUGAUGAAAAGUCACAUCGGCGCAGGAGAAAGAGAAAGAGGGAGCGAGAGCGUGAAAAAGAAAAAAGGAGGGCCAAGAAAAAGCGUAAAUCAAAGCACAAGCGUCACCAGUCAUCCAGUGAUGAGUACUCGGACUACAGUGACGAAUCAGAUUACAGUCCCUCUGAAAAGAGGAAGUACAGGGAAUACAGCCCUCCAUAUCCCCCCUCUUCUCAAGGAGGCUACUCUUCUGCACCCUCUGGUCAUGGAGGUCCCAUGUCAAAGAAAGGUGGCUAUAUGAAGAUGGAUAAGCAGGGCUAUGGUGGCUAUGAUGACUACGAGGAGGAAACAUAUGAAGGUGAAGAUGAUGAGGACAUGGGUGAUGAUGACUAUGAUGACUUCGCCAAGGAGCUGAACCAGUACCGCAAGGCCAAAGAGGUUGGAGGUCCACGUGGCAGAGGUGGCAAAAACCGCAUGAAGAACCUGAGAGGUCGAGGCAGAGGAGGAAUGCGGGGACGUGGUGGAAGAGGAGGUGGCAGAGGGAGAGGACGAGGCAAAAUGGGUGGAGAGAAUGAAGAUGGUGAUGGCAUGUAUGGAGAUGAUAUGGAGUAUGGAGAUGAGGACUAUGACAACAUGGGAGAGGAUGACUAUGAUGACUACUCAAAAGAACUAAACCAAUACAGGAAAACGAAAGACAGAGGGCGGGGUGGAAAAGGUGGGCGAGGUCGUGGCAGAGGGAAAGGAGCUCGAGGAAUGAAUCGGGGAAGAGGGAGGAAUCGAGGAAGGGGCCGUGGAGGUGACCAAGGUCCUGAUGAUGACAACAGCGGAGAUAAGGACAUGGAUGGAUCUGGUGCCCCAAGAAGGAAUGAUCAGGAGAAACAUGGGCCAGAGAAGAAGGGAAAAGCUAUUUGCAAAUACUACAUUGAGGGUCGCUGCACAUGGGGUGACCACUGUAAUUUCAGCCAUGACAUUGAGUUGCCCAAGAAGAAAGAACUAUGCAAGUUCUACAUCACUGGCUUCUGUGCACGAGCAGAAAAUUGUCCCUACAUGCAUGGUGAUUUCCCUUGCAAGCUGUUCCAUACCACAGGGAACUGUGUGAAUGGUGAGGAGUGCAUGUUCUCCCAUGACUCCUUAACAGAAGAUACUCAAGAGCUGCUGGAUAAGAUGCUGGCAGAGGAUGCAGAAGCUGGUGCAGAAGAUGAGAAAGAGGUUGAGGAACUGAAAAAGCAAGGCAUUAACCCUCUUCCUAAACCACCCCCUGGUGUUGGUCUUCUCCCAACUCCACCAAGACCUUCCCCAGGGGAUUCUUCAACGCCCAUGGAGUUUGGAAUGCCUAGUGCCCCACAUGGCAACAUCCCUCCAAGUGGUCCACCGGCCCCAGGCCCUGGUGCUGGGCCUGUUCCUGGACCUGGUCCUGGAGUUGGGCCCUGCCCAGGCCCCCCUCCUCCCUGCCCAGAUGGAGGCACCUUCCAAGGGCCUCCUCCAACUGGCCCUCCACCUCCUAUGGGCCCACCACCUGUUUGUGGAGGAAAUGCAGGAAAGAAGAUCCCCUCCUUGUUUGAAAUUGUUGUGAAGCCCACAGGACAGCUUGCACAAAAACUAGGUGUCAGAGGACCAGUUCCUGCCAAUGCUUCUGCAGGCGCUGCAGGACCUCAAGGACCACCUCCAGGUCCCCCAGGUGCACCUCCACCUCGCUUUCCCCCACCACCAGGUCACAUGGGUCCAGGUGGUCCUCAUGAGAGGCCUCCUAUGGGGGCAUCUAAUAUGAAUCAAGGCCCUCCAUCAAUGGGUACAGGACCACCAAUGAUGCAGAACUUUGCCCAGGGUGAAGGACCACCAAACCCAGGCAUGAUGUCUCCAGGUGGUGGAUCUUCUGGCAACAACUUCUAUGAUAACUUCUACCAGCAACAGCAAGCAAUGUCGAUAGAUGGAAGUGGAAGAGACUGUGACAACUUUCAAGGCAUGGGUGGUGGAAACUUCAAUGAUCAGUCACCUGGGAACCACAACUCUGGAAGUAUGGAGAGUGUAGGUAAUGUAGGCCCGUCAAAUCAGACUGGAAUGGCAGUGCCUGAUUUCCUGCCUCCAGCGCAGAGGGUGCUUUUUAUGAGACUCCAGCAGAAGCAGCAGGAGGAUGAGGAGAGAGCCAGGAGGCUGGCUGAUGGAGGAGGAACUGAGAGGGAGAAUGAAGGAGGAGAUUCAGCAAACUGGUAUUCCAGUGAAGAUGAGGAUGGUGGUGGCAGCGUCACUUCAAUUCUGAAAACACUACGACAACAAACCCAGAACCAAGGCCCUGCCAAGCCCGAUGGAGCUCCCAGUGAUCCUCGUCUACAGAAAUCUCAGCCUACACCGGCACCCAGCAGACCAGCAGACCCCAGGUUGGCACGAGAUCCACGUCUAUCCCGCAACACAGACUCUUCUCAGGCACCUGAGGCGUCAUCUUCCCUUUCUCCUACUCCUUCAGACCCCCGUCUUGCCCGACAUGCAGCUGCACAUGCCUCUAAACCCGAGCCACCACUUGUGUACAAACCGCCACCUUUGACCGCUCCAGCCAGCAAUGAGGAAGAGGAGGGUGAAAGGAUGCUGAGGGACAAGCCUGUGCCCAUCCCUCUUGACCCUUUAAUGGGCAUGGCUUUACGCGAUCCCCGCUCACAACUACAGCAGUUCAGCCACAUCAAAAAGGAUGUAGUUCUGCAAAAGCCUUCAUUUUCUAAGGCGGUGCUGUGGAGUCCAGAAGACCUCAUCCCUAUCCCCAUCCCUAAACAAGACUUGCUCCCACUACCCCCUGGCAUCCCACCAGUCACUGCCAUGGAUCCCCGUCUGUCCCGCACACAGCCCCCUCAUCACUCCUCUAUUCUCCCACCUACUGUUGUUCCUCCUCCUGCUCCUGUUGAGCAAUCGAAUCAGUCUUCCUCUUCCCUACCAGACUUUGAGCUGCUCUCCCGCAUCCUCAAAACUGUUAACGCCUCUUCAUCAAGCCCCGUUCAAGGCGCUUCUACAGGAAUCUCGUCACCUCCGUCCGUCUCAUCUGAAAAGCCCAUUGACCCUCGUAUGGCACGGAAAGCCCCUGCAGACCCCCGAUUACAGCCUCAAAAAUCUGCCCUUAAGACCACCUCAGAGCCACUUGUUCCUCAAGGAUCUCCCCCUACUAGCUCCUUAUCUCCACCUUCCUCCAGUCCCACCAUUGCACCCUAUGAUCCUCGGCUGCUAUCAGCAGGAGGCACGGUUCGAAGUGUGGGAUCUGCCAGUGUAGGUAGUAGCGGCAGUGGCACCAGUGUGCUGAGCGGCAUCAGUUUAUACGACCCUCGGAGUCAAGGCUCAGACAAGACAGAGAGUUCAGUGGCUACUAGAAACACUAGUCCUCCCCCUGAGUCCAAAUCAAGCGAAAGUACAACGGCUUCAGCUAAACCUAAGUCUAAAGAGCCGCUGUUUGUGCGCAAGUCUGCACUGGACCAGCCAGAACCAGAGAAGAGCUCGACUGAGCAAACUACAGAUCGCUACAACAGCUACAACCGCCCCCGACCCAAACCUUCACCCUCACCCAAUGCAGGGACUGCCGCAACGCCGGCAGCUACCGGUGGUCCAUCCACAGCUGGUCAAGGCACUACCGCUUCUGCAGAGCAACCCGCAGCGGUCCACAAUCUACCUGUAUCCACACUGUUCACCAUGGUAAAGCAGGUCAACAAGCCAAGCGGCACUGGUAGCCCAUUUGGCGGCAGUAGCCCAGCACAGCCUGAUACGGCUGAACAGGACAAUGCUUCUUUAAAAGACGUUUUCAAAGGCUUUGACCCCACAGCGUCACCAUUUUGCCAGUGAAAGUACUGUGUUGUGCACUGCUUUUUGGACUUGUAGGUGUGCUGCUUCACAGAUAGACGGUAUAUAGAUAACCUCCCAUGCCAGGUUUCACGCCACAGUAUUCACGUAAAGAUUUCUAAUGGACGGUUGGGAUAGGGAGGGAUUAUGUCUGUACAAGUGAUGGAAAGAUGAAAAUUAAAUGUCUAUUUUAAAACCAAAUGAGAAAGUUUAAAUAAAUGUUCAUUUUAAGGACCUCUAUGGGUGGUGUGUAGAUCAGAAGACACAGAAUUGCAUACAUUUUGGCAUUACUAAAGACAGUUAAUUUGAUCAGCAUAUACCAAACAGGUUAGUUGGAUUAAGACCAGCCUGCUUGAGUUUGCCGGCUGACUGACAGCAGAGAGACUUCAUUUACUGCCACUCCCUCUGCGUCCUGUGGAGGAACUGAACGAGUUCCUGUUGUUUAGUGGCACGUUUCAUUUGCUGCCCAUCAAUUAAUCAGAUCCUUUUAAGAAAUUUUAGCUCUGUUUCCGCUCUGCUUAGACUAGUUCGCUCCUUUUUCAUGUCUGUAUGACUGAUCCUUAUAUUCCCAUUGCUACAUAUUUGUGUUUAGUGUGUUGAUGCCACUCCAUGAAUGAGACCUACCAUUGUAUGUUUGACAUGUGAAAUCAUUUUAAUUUAUUUUUUAUACUUAAGCGGUCUGCUCUUUUCUUUUUCUUUGUAACGUGGCUGUCACAUUGAUUCAUUUUAUGAAUGUAUAUAUAUACAUAAAAUAUAAAUAUAUACAUGUGUAUAGUACAUAUUCUUCCCAUCUGGUUUGUAAAUUAACUUGGAAAUGUGCAACAGCUGAUGUUGAUGGUAAAAUAUAUCAUGUCAUUUCUUUAGUUCUCUCACAGUUCUGUCACGCUUUUCCUGGAACAGGUGGUAUGUCUCAAUGACGGCUCUGAAUUUUCCUGAGUUUUGUUUUUUUGGGUUGCCUCUCUGCAAAAUGAUGGCUUUGUAAAUUGAGAAGUGUCCAUAUUUGACAAAAGGUAACAUUUUGUAACCAUUCGUUGUAGGUGAAGUUGUGAAGUAUUUAAUAAACGCAAUACCAGAUUGAAAAUGA